Molecule: messenger RNA, 1729 nt
Organism: Lacerta agilis (Sand lizard)
Lineage: Eukaryota; Metazoa; Chordata; Lepidosauria; Squamata; Lacertidae
Product: zinc finger protein OZF-like
Exons: 1
Coding region: 66-1646 (526 amino acids)
Biological process (GO): negative regulation of transcription by RNA polymerase II; regulation of cytokine production; regulation of immune system process
Source: RefSeq, a predicted model, not a curated record
AUGCCAUCACAGCCAAGGAGGAGAUCGAGAAAAAUGACAAGCAAGUGGCAUUGACUGAAUGUGAGAUGGACUCUCCAAGGUCUACAUGCACCCACAUGGAAGGGAAACAACAUAAGUGUCUAGACUGCGGAAAGUCUUUCAGCAUGAUUUCUCACCUUAUUAGUCAUCAGAGAACCCACACAGGGGAGAAACCGUACGGAUGCUCAGCGUGUGGUAAGAGCUUCUCUCAGAAAGGGCAUCUUGCGGUCCAUGAGAGGAUCCACAUGGAAGAGAAACCGUACAAAUGCUCAGAAUGUGGGAAGUCUUUCUGUAAGAACGCUGACCUCACCAGGCACCACCGAAACCACACCGGGGAGAAGCCGUACAAAUGCGCCGAUUGCGGAAAGUCGUUUAGCAUGAACUCCGACUUCGUUAGGCAUUACAGAACCCACACGGGAGACAAAAUGUACGAAUGCUCGGACUGUGGGAAGAGCUGUGGAACGAAGAGCCACCUGGUCGCUCACCUGAGAAUGCACACUGGAGAGAAACCGUUCGCCUGUGCGGUCUGCGGGAAAAGCUUUUCUCAGAAAGGGAACCUUGUCAUUCAUCAGAGACUCCACACUGAGGACAAGCCCUAUAAGUGUUUGGACUGCGGGAAGUCCUUCUGUAAAAACGCCGAUCUUGUCAGACAUCGCCGAAACCAUACAGGGGAGAAACCGUACACGUGCCUGGAGUGCGGGCGAACCUUUAGCAUGAAUGCUGACUUUAUCAGGCAUUACAGAACCCACACGGGGGAGACACAGCACAAAUGCUCCGAGUGCGGCAAAAGCUUUAGCAAGAAGUGCAACCUGGUCACACACAUGAGAAGCCACACGGGCGAGAAGCCCUACAAAUGCUCAGCGUGCGGGAAAAAGUUCUCCCUCAAAGGGAAUCUCGUAGCCCACGAGAAAACCCACACGAAAGAGAAGCCGUGCAAAUGCUUGGACUGUGGGAGGUGCUUCAGCGUGAACUCUAAACUCGUUGAGCACCAGCGACUUCACACACGAGAAAAACCGUACGAAUGCUCAGACUGUGGCAAAAGAUUUCGCUGGAUCGGAAACUUUAUGUCGCACAUACAGUUCCACUCGGGGGAGAAACCCUACGAGUGUUCGCUGUGCGGGAAAUCCUUCAUUAUACAGCACGACCUUGUUCGGCACCAGAGGACCCACACAGGAGAGAAGCCCUACAGAUGCGCGGAGUGCGGGAAAACGUUCAGUCAAAAGGGGAGCCUUGUUGUACACGAGAGAAUCCACACGGGAGAGAAGCCGUACAAGUGCGUGGAUUGUGGGAAAUGUUUCAACCUCAGCUCUUGCCUCAUCCGACAUCAGCUAACCCACACAAGUGAGAAACCCUAUAAAUGUGCAGAUUGUGGGAAAAGUUUUGGCGUCAGCUCUCGCCUCCUCCAACACCAGCAGAUCCACACAGGGGAGGUGCUUCAUAAGUGCUCGGAAUGCAGGAAGAGCUUCGCUCACAGAAAAACUCUUGUCAAGCACAUGCAAACGCACACACAGGAGGAGAAGCCACAGACUUGCUUGGUGUGUGGGGAAAGUUUCAUGGACCCUCCUGCUUUUAGCCAGCAUAAGAGAGUCCACACUGAGGAGAACUCCUAUGAAAUCGCCCUGUUGUGAUAAACAUUUGCAUAUCAGCCUUUAUAGAGGAAAUAACCCAGAGGAAGAUUGAGGAUGUCACAUCAGAUGAUAUCCAUCUGAAG